CCUUUCUCCCUUCCAGAAAAAUUGUUACUCCCUUCCACAAUGGACGGGUCUCGUUUGAAUUUCAAUAACCCGAUUCGGGACGCCAUUUCCAGGGUUCGAUUUGCUCCGAAUUCGAACAAUCUCUUAAUUUCCUCAUGGGAUUCGAGUCUUCGUCUUUACGAUGUGGACAAAUGCGAGCUCCGAUUAGAAGCUCCCAGCGAAGGGGCGGCGCUUCUCGAUUGCUGUUUCGAGAGUGAGUCGGUGGCUCUCGGUGUUGAUUCCGAUGGUUCUAUUCUCAGGUAUGAUAUGCGUGCGGGAGACAGCAAAGCAAUAGGAAAUCAUGACGAUUUAGCAACCUGUGUUGAAUAUUCUGUGGAAACAUGUCAAAUUAUCACUGCUGGUUGGGAUAGAAAAGUAAAGUUUUCAGAUGCACGCUCUGCUAGUUCUUCGGGAUGCUUGAGUAAUCUAGGCAUGGAGGUUGAAUCUAUGUCACUUUCUGGUUUCAGUUUGACGGUUGCUCUCAAGUCAUCAGUGCAUGUUUAUGAUUUGCGCUACUUAGAUGGAUCGGUUCAGGCGAAAGAACAUUGUAUGGACAACCAUAUAAAAUGUGUCCGUUCAAAUUUAAAUUUAGAAGGAUUUGUGGCCGGAUCAACUGAUGGACAGGUUACUUUGGAAUAUCUCAGCAAAUCCAAUUCGAAGAAUGAGGGAUACACCUUCAGAUGCCAUCCAAAGAACAAGAAUGGUAGACAUCAUCUUGUAGCAGUGAACGACAUUGCAUUUAAUCCAUCAUUGCAUGGUGUCCUCGUUACUGGUGACAAUGAGGGCCAUGCUGCAAUAUGGGACGUUCUUAAUAGGAAACGUAUAAUGGAGUUGCCUAGAUAUCCCAAUAGUAUUGCAUCGUUGGCAUAUAACCAUGGGGGGCAGAUUUUGGCUGUUGCAUCGAGUUAUACUUACCAGGAGGCUAAUGAAAGAGAAGAGCAGCCUCAAAUAUUUAUGCAUCGGAUGGAGUAAACGACGAGACGAAUAGCAACAAAAGGUCACUUUGCUAAUGCUGCAAUAUUUUCAGCAUCAACUUUAGAAAUAUCUACCCAUUAGCAUCUCCAUAUAUUUGAUAUUUUCGACUCUUUUUUCUUUUUUUUUUAGAUGUGGAGCUAUGUGUCGUAAACUACUCCUGUAUUUUGGAAGUUCGAUUUUCUGUGAUUUGUAUACUAGAAUAGUAGAAAUUGAUGGUCAUAUUUUGUAACAAAUAGCAGUAAUAUUAGAUCACAUGAAUUUUCAAAUGAGAAA
Molecule: messenger RNA, 1266 nt
Organism: Erythranthe guttata (spotted monkey flower)
Lineage: Eukaryota; Viridiplantae; Streptophyta; Magnoliopsida; Lamiales; Phrymaceae
Product: Transducin/WD40 repeat-like superfamily protein
Molecular function (GO): protein binding
Source: RefSeq, a predicted model, not a curated record